Molecule: messenger RNA, 1458 nt
Organism: Myxozyma melibiosi
Lineage: Eukaryota; Fungi; Ascomycota; Lipomycetes; Lipomycetales; Lipomycetaceae
Product: mitochondrial 37S ribosomal protein MRPS5
Exons: 1
Coding region: 71-1285 (404 amino acids)
Biological process (GO): translation
Cellular component (GO): ribosome
Molecular function (GO): RNA binding; structural constituent of ribosome
Source: RefSeq, a predicted model, not a curated record
CCUUUCGAUACCUUCAGCGUGAGAUAAUCCACACCGUGCGAAGGACAAUUCCUCGGAAAGAGCAAAGAACAUGCUGCUUCGGACGUUACGGAUACCGACGCUUCGAGCGACGAGCUCGCUACGGAGUCUUUAUGCACCGCGCAGUGCUCGGUUCUAUUCUUCUGAAAAUGAGGGUGGGACAAAAAUUCAGCCGGAGCUCGAUGAAUUUAUCGACGCCGUCGAACGCGGGGAUCGCGAGACUGCUAAAGAGAUGAUUAAGGAUGCCGGAAUUGAGUACGACCACGUCUACAACCCUGCCGAGAGCGUGUCUGAUACGGAGGUUCCCAAGAUGACGACACGAGCUCAGCAUAUUCGGAAAUUGGCCCAGUUCUAUUCACCAAAGAUGAUCAAGUCUAUUAUCGCCAGUGAGCAGUCUGUCACUCCCGAUUUAUGGAAAAGUCGUCGGGAACCGAUUUCGGGGUUUGCUAUCUCGUACGUGGACGACUUGGCCGCGCGCGACCGGUUCUGGGAUUCUGCCAGAGGUGAAUGGCAUGAUCCGGCCGUCGAGCCUAGACAGCCUGUUCCUCUGUUUGGGGAAGGAGCCGAGAAAGCCGCUGAGAAGAAAGAGAGGCAAGAGCAGAUUGAAGCACAGGCUGAUCAGAUUCUGGAAGAACAUGGUCCAGAAGCUGCUGAAGAGUUUUAUAACGAGGAAAUGCAAGAGCUCGACGAGGAGAUAUCGGACGAGCCUGAGGUUACCAUUCCCGGCAACACACUCUCUAAUGAAUAUCUCUCGAGUCUGACAGCAAAGACUCUUGUGCGCAAGGUCGUGUCAAACGUCACCCGUCUCGGAAAGAUCCGCAGUUUCUAUGCGCUUGUCGCCGUUGGCGAUAAAAACGGUAUGGUCGGUAUCGGCGAAGGUCGUCAUCGUGAGAACGCUUCAGUUGCGAACACCAAAGCCCGUGUCCAAGCUAUGGCGAACAUGGUCUACGUUCCCCGUUACGAAAACCGAACGAUCUACGGUCAGCUCCAACACAAAUACCACGGCGUCGAAAUGGACCUGUUCCCGCGACGACGUGGUUUCGGUGUGCGCACCAACCACCUUGUUUACGAGAUUGCGAAUCUGGCGGGAAUUAAGGAUCUGGCUGGAAAAGUGCGGGGAUCGCGCAAUAGGAUGAACACGGUCAAGUGUACCCUCGAGGCUUUGACAAGCCAGACUCUGCCGGAGGAUAUUGCUGUUAUGCGUGGAAAGAAGGUGGCUGACAUUCGCAAGAUUUACUUUGAAGGUGCCACAAAUGACGAUGAAUGAGUGGAAUGUAUAUUGAUGGUUCUAUGCUGUCGCGAUAGAAAAGUAAUACGGGGUAUCAAGUUCUGACACUUUGGUCAGUAUAGCUUUUACUCUGCGCAUGUAUUUUCCUUCUGUUUGUAUAUAGAUUAUGUUUGUAAAUCUAAUUCAAGUUUAUCAAUUUUGACCAUAUACAA